Messenger RNA from Zootermopsis nevadensis, 1918 nucleotides. NCBI's taxonomy places the organism in Eukaryota, Metazoa, Arthropoda, Insecta, Blattodea, Termopsidae. The record is from RefSeq and is a predicted model, not a curated record.
UGAGGCCAGCAGUCAAGCUAGUCGGCUUUGGCUCUCUGGAGCUGUUACGCCAUGGAUUUAAUUUUUUUUUUAACAGAACAUUCUAGGUUGCCUUCAAACAGAUAGGCCCAACUUAUCAAAAGUAAUCACUUGUGUUUCUAUUUACUGUAGUUCCUAAAUGUAUUUCCUGAGUAUUUAAUAUGAGAGAGAGAGAGAGAGAGCAACACUUGACCUCACUUCACCCUUUGAGAAUCCCUGGAAACAAGUGCAAAGGAACAGCAGAAGAUGAAGAAAAAUGUAAAAAAUUAUAAAAAUAACCUGUGUACCAUCACCCUUCUAUAUGUUAGGCUUAGUUAGCAAGUCACAAAACAGUCUAAAAGCCUCUCGAUUCAAAUGCCAACCUCACUCUUCUCAUGGCACACCGUGAAGAUAAAUCAAAAUGAUACUGGAGGAAAUUCUCAUUCAGAAGACAGUGCAAAAGUCAAACUGUUGGGUCUGUAUAUAUUGUUUCAGAUAUGGUUCCUCAGCUUUAUUUCCUUGCUGUGUGUCUCUGUGAUGUCUGUGCUGUUGGUACCAUGUUACACCAACAGCAACCUUCUGCAGCAAGACAGCAACUACAUGACGCCCAUACUCACAGAGACACAAAUGGAAAACAUACAGCAUGAAAUGAAAAGACGACAGCUGACAAUGAUGGGUCAGUGCCACAACACAAGUAGCAGUAAAGUAAACAGCAUACACCAGAUGCCAAAAAUACUAAAGGUGGCAAAGAAGCUCUUUGUUGAAAAGGAACACAAACUAGUGUGGUGUCCGAUAUAUAAAGCUGGAUCCACAACAUGGAUGGAAAUAUUUGCAACGAUUGGAGGAGUGAUGACCCCUAACAAUCGCAUGAGGUUAAGCAAAGGACUCAUACAAAUAAACCAACUAGCAAGAAUGGUUUAUCCCAAGGCAAAAGACACAAAAGCCACCUUGAAGCUGCUGCCAGAAACCACACGAUUCAUCAUUGUGCGACAUCCAUUUGAACGCAUCCUGUCAGCAUACAGAGACAAACUGGAGCAUCGAAAAGAUCGCGAGUUUUAUUACAGACGGUAUGGUCGUCACAUAGUGAGAUUGCAGCGUGAUGGAAAUGCCACAUUUGCAGACAGAGCUGAACCAACUUUCAUGGAAUUCCUUCAGUACUUGGUGAAAACAAAGAAUUUUGAUGAGCACUGGAGUCCAUUCACUGUUGAGUGUGCUCCCUGUGAACUAAACUAUCAGUUCAUUCUCAAGAUGGAAUCCCUUGAGAAAGAGCAGUUAUUCCUAGCAAUUAAAACCAAUUUGCUUGACUUCCUCCUCACUGUCAAUUCCACAGACCAGUUGUUGCAGAACACAAACCCUAAUGGCCGGACUGAACAAAAGUAUGCUCAGCAGUAUUACGGACAGGUUCCAAAGCAACUACUCCAAAAAGUGUAUGUGGUAUAUGAGGAUGAUUUCAGACUCUUUGACUACUCACCAAAUGAAUACUUCAGUUUCGCUAAAGGUAAUAGUUAACAAGAUGCAGCUGUAUUAUCUGAAUGAUGAAAACAUGGAAUUAUUAGUGUGAUGUAUGUCUGUCUUCAAAAAAAUUCCUCUGAGCAUAACAAAGACAGAUUACAUUCCUAUUGCAAUAUGAAGCUGUGAAUCAGUACACAGUAUUUACUGAACUGUUCAGUAUUAAUAAUGUUAUCUGAUAAACAUGACUGAGUGACUUCUAAAAUCAAACAGUAAAGUGUUAUAACUAAUUAUGACCUUGCCUGCAAUAUAUACAUGCAAAUACAUGUAUGUUGAUACCCCUCAAUACUGGCAGUAGUAUAUUUGGUGUUAAAACAGUGCAGUGUAUGCAUGCGCGUUUGUGUGCGUGCAUACGUGUGUGUGUAGAAGAACCUUGUAGAAACCACAAAUAUAUAAGACUAAGUUAAAUGUG